Molecule: messenger RNA, 7237 nt
Organism: Gasterosteus aculeatus aculeatus (three-spined stickleback)
Lineage: Eukaryota; Metazoa; Chordata; Actinopteri; Perciformes; Gasterosteidae
Gene: fhod3b
Product: formin homology 2 domain containing 3b
Biological process (GO): cortical actin cytoskeleton organization; cardiac myofibril assembly; sarcomere organization
Cellular component (GO): cytoskeleton; cytoplasm
Molecular function (GO): actin filament binding
Source: RefSeq, a predicted model, not a curated record
GGGGCAGGGGAGUGGGGGGUCUCCUGUCUUUCAGAAGUGGUGUCGCAUCCACUAUUUUGUCCAAAAUCGUCCUGCAUGGAUGCACCAUGGCUACGUUUCUGUGCAGGGUGCAGUUCUUAGAUGACACUGAUCCAUUUAACAGCACCAACUUCCCCGAGCCCACCAGGCCACCUCUGUACACGUUCAGGGAAGAUAUUCCUCUGAUCAAUCAGAUUGCUGGAGUCCACAGGCUGCUAAAAGCCCCGCAGAAGCCUGAUGACUGUGCCCUCCAGCUGUCCCACAAUGGAAGCUACCUGGACCUGGAGUCCACCCUGGCAGAGCAGAGAGAUGAACUGGAGGGAUUUCAGGAGGAAGGAGGGAGGGGAAAGAAACACGGUGUUAUUCUCCGAACACAGCUGUCUGUCAGAGUCCAUGCCUGCAUCGAGAAACUCUACAAUUCAACUGGACGGGAGCUCCGGAGAGCCCUCUUUUCCCUCAAGCAGAUCUUUCAGGAUGACAAGGACCUGGUGCACGAGUUCGUGGUGGAGGAAGGACUGACGUGUUUGAUAAAAGUGGGCGCCGAAGCGGACCAGAACUACCAGAAUUACAUCCUCAGGGCUCUGGGUCAGAUCAUGCUGUAUGUGGACGGGAUGAACGGCCUCAUAUCUGACAAUGAGGCGGUCCAGUGGCUUUACACGCUGGUUGGAUCCAAGUUCCGUCUGGUGGUGAAGACUGCGCUAAAGCUGCUGCUGGUGUUUGUGGAGUACACCGAGUCAAACGCAGCCCUGCUCAUAAAGGCUGUGAACUUUGUGGAUGCCAAAAGAGAAACCAAGCUGUGGUCAAACAUCAUGGAGAUCCUCGAUGAGAAGGACGGAGUGGAUACAGAGCUGCUGGUGUAUGCAAUGACACUCAUCAAUAAGACUCUGGCAGGCCUCCCAGAACAGGACUCGUACUACGACAUGGUCGACUGUCUUGAGGAGCAGGGCAUCGAGGUCAUGGCCCAGAGACAUCUGAGCAGAAAAGGCACCGACCUCGACCUCGUAGAACAGUUCAACAUCUACGAGCUGACUCUCCGACACGAGGACGGAGACGAUGAAACCCAGUUGCCCCCCAGCGUCCGCAAGGACCGCAGACGGGCCAGCGUGGGCGCCGCAAACGAGAGGCGAGGCCUGGAGAGGAGACGCAGCCGGAGACACUCACUGCAGAAUAGCAGGGGCCACACCUCCGCCCCAGCAUCCCCCUGCAGCCCUCACUCUCACGCAAGCAGCUUCCUGCCCUUCGGUGGUCGACGUGUUGAAGACAUUAGCGAGAGAGAUGAGGACGAAGAGGAAGAGGAGGAAGGAGUGGAGGAGGAGGAGGAGGAGGAGGGAGAGAAUGAGGAGGAGGAGGAGGACGAGGCAGAUUAUGAAAGUCAUCCAGUCACUGAGUCCUCUAGACGGGGCACUCACAGUCUGACAGAUAUAAACAACUCUCCUACAUCUUACACAGCUAGAAAGCCCUGCUGGGCCGAAAGAAUCAAUGGCAAUGGCAGUCCGUACCCUGGCAGGCACAAGGCUCCCACAUCCCCGAUUCAUCGCUUCACCACCACAGCAACCUCCACACCAGAGUCCCAUGCGGGUGACCGGCCGGCCCUCGGAGGCUUGCUUACGUCAUCGUACAGACAGCACCAGGAGUCUCUGGCUGCGGAGAGAGAGAGGAGACGGAUGGAGAGAGAAGAGCGCCUGCAGAGAAUCGAGAGAGAAGAGAGGAAUCGCUUCAAUCGAGAUCGUCUUGACAAGAGGGACGAAGCGAGACACGCCAGAGAGGAAAGGUUCAAGGCUGUGGAGAGGUUGGCCGCCGAGGAGUUUGAGCGGGAGCGUCCCAGGGCGCCGGCGAGAGGACGGACAGAGAUCACGCUGUGUUUGAGUCCCAACCCCGCCAGCCGCUCUGCGCCGCGCUGCGCCGCACCAUCGGCCAUUGCCUCACAGGAAGACACAGAUGCCACUGUGCACCGGGCGUUAGGAACAAAACAUAUUUUAGAGCCAAACCUUGACUCACAGACGAGAACCAAAAGCCCGGCGCCGGACUCGACAGUGUCAGAACCUUCCCCCCCACCUCCCUCCGAACCAGACAAGCAGGACACAGAGUCGCCCGCGGAGACGGAAAAUGUUCCUGAGACUCAGAAUGCAGUGGCAGAGCCAGCAUCAGAUGAACAUGCAGGCAUGGAGGAAGAGAGGCCGGAGCAGGAGAUGAUUGAGGAACAGAAAAAGCAACUGGACAAGGUGGAAGUGGAGGAGCAGGUAGAGGAGACCGGAGCAGCAGAAGUAGCAGAAGUUGGAGAGCCACGUGCGGCGAAUGUGGACUUACAAGAGGAGUUUGAGAAGGAGCAGCCAGCGGUCAGGGACGUCGAAGACGGCGUCCCGCUGAGUGAGAAGGAGAGGCAGAACGAGGAGGUGAAUGAAAAGGACAACUGCUCGGCUUCCAGCAUCUCCUCCGCGAGUAGCACCCUGGAGAGGGAGGAGCGGGAGGAGAAACUCAGCAACGACAUCGAUGCAGCAGGCCAAUGGACGCAGUGCGGCAAAGAAGCGGAUGUAAACGACCAGUGCAACAAAAUAAUUAACAGCAAGCGCUUCAUGCUGGACAUGCUCUAUGCUCAGGCGACAACCGGCAAGGACGAAGGGAAGGCGGCAGAGACGGAGAAGGAAAACUGUAAGCGUGAGAAGGAUGCAGAGGUCGGUGACUCCUCUGUGGCCAGCUUGGCCAGCAGGAUCUCCACCCUGGAGGCCCACAGACAGGCCAGAGACGAAAAUGUGAAAAAAAUGGAUGUGGGACAUCUGGACAACCAGGGCAGCGUACGAGCAGUGGCAGAGAGGUUUGGGGAUUUGGUGAAAGGCCUAACGUCUCCUCCCGAGGUCGAGGCCUCGAAAGAGCAGCAGCAGGUGCAGGCUGACAAGUCACCAAUCGCCGCCUCCUCAAGCUCACCCCCUAAGAACGAGUCCGACUAUAUCUGGGACCAGCUGAUGGCCGAACCCAGAGAGCUGAGGAUCAAAGAGAUGGACUUCACAGACCUGAGGGAUGAGGACGACAUGGACAUUUUAGAUAUGGACAGUGUGCUGGGGUCGGGUGACCUCAUACCCCCACCUCCACCUCUGCCAUGUAACUCUGCACUGCCACCACCCCCGCCCCUGUUUGGGUGCCCUCCUCCUGCCCCUCCCAUCCUGAGGAAAAUGAUGCCCCCAGGCCCCCCAUUAAUGGCCCCCGCCCCUCCGCCCUCCCCUCAGUUAAGUCAGAGAGAGACGACUCCUCUCUUCCAAAAGAGAAAGAAGACCAUCCGACUGUUCUGGAACGAAGUGCGUCCCGUGGACUGGCACUCUAAGAGCCAUAAAUUCUGUAAGGAGUCUCUCUGGUCCAAACUGGAACCGGUUAAAGUGGACACGUCCAAGCUAGAGCAGCUGUUUGAGUCCAAAUCCAAAGAGCUGCCUGUCACAAAGAAAGCAGCUGUAGACGGAAAACGACAAGAAAUCAUAGUGCUGGACUCGAAACGCAGCAAUGCCAUAAACAUUGGCUUGACCGUGCUGCCUCCUCCUCGCACCAUUAAGACGGCUAUUCUCAACUUUGAUGAGUACGCACUGAACAAGGAGGGCAUCGAGAAAAUCUUGACAAUGAUCCCCACAGAAGAAGAGAAGCAGAGGAUCCAGGAGGCUCAGCUGGUCAACCCUGACGUGCCCCUGGGCAGCGCUGAACAGUUCCUCCUCACCCUCUCCUCCAUCACAGAGCUGUCCGCUCGCCUGCAGCUCUGGGCAUUCAAGAUGGACUAUGAGCUUAUUGAAAAGGAAGUAGCAGAGCCUCUGCAGGACCUCAAAGAGGGGAUGGACCAGUUGGAGAAAAACAAGACUCUCCGCUACAUCUUGACCACGUUGUUGGCCAUUGGCAACUUCCUCAAUGGCACUAAUGCUAAAGGCUUUGAGCUGAAUUACUUGGAGAAAGUCCCGGAGGUGAAGGACACGGUUCAUAAGCAGUCCCUGCUGCACCACGCCUGCUCCAUUGUGGUGGAGAAGUUUCCAGACAGCACUGAUCUCUACUCUGAAAUAGGAGCUAUCACCCGCUUGACCAAGGUGGACUUUGACCAGCUUCAAGACAAUCUGGCACAGAUGGAGCGAAGGUGCAAAGCAUCAUGGGAUCAUCUCAAGGUCAUUGCGAAACACGAGAUGAAACCACCAUUGAAACAAAAAAUGUCAGACUUCCUCAAAGAUUGUGCAGAGAGGAUCAUUAUUCUCAAAAUAGUACAUCGGAGAAUACUCAACAGGUUUCAUGCCUUUCUGCUGUUCCUGGGCCAUCCGAUAUAUGCGGUACGCGAAGUCAGCAUUCAUCGCUUUAGCAAAAUCCUGAGUGAAUUUGCCCUGGAGUAUCGCACCACGAGAGAGCGCGUGCUACAACAGAAACAGAAGAGGGCCAACCACCGAGAGAGGAAUAAAACCAGGGGGAAAAUGAUAACAGAUAGUGGUAAAUUUGCCGGUGCCCCACCAGAGUCCCGUGAGAUCGCGUCUCAGGGUAUCAAGUACGCUGAAGAUGCAGCUGAACACGAGAGCAUGAAGGCCGUGCUGAAGAGCAGCCUGCAGGGCGGAGAGAGUGUGGCGUCCACGGUGCCCGGCCUGCGUACACGCACCAGAGCCAGCAGCACCAGAGGGCACGUUACCCCGUGGUGUUCUGCCAGUGACGACCCGGUGACCUGCACGGAUGACACGGCUGAUGAGAUCAUGGAGAGGAUUGUAAGGUCAGCCACUCAGGGGCCCAGCCAGCGGACGCAACCUCGGGAGAGGAGACGGUCCCGAGCCAACCGAAAAUCACUGAGGAGGACACUGAAGAACGGUUUGACAACAGAGGAGGCAAAUGCCCUCGGCUUAUCCAGUGGUUCAGAGAUGCAGAUGUGAACUGGACAUACCGUCAGGACGUCUCGGAGCCCGUUCACUGUCCCUCCAAUGGCCACUCCCAAACACUACAGUUCCCUCACAGCUGUCUCCACGAGUUCAUCUCCUCUUCAUGGCAUUUGGUUCACAAGGGCUUCCUGGAGGGAGCGGAUACGAGGAUUAGUUCAGGACAGCCGAAGAGAGCAGAAACAGAACGUGCGUUCAAACCACUAACAUGCGCUAUUGCGGGAUAAACAUUAAUGACGUUCCCCCUCGAGGCUAAAUCGCAAUCAUCCUUCGAACGUGACAUUGCGUCCAAACACUCGUGCAAAAAUGUGUGUUUUUCAAGGUGGAGGGCAUCAAAACAGUUGGCAGUGCAUUUGUUUCCGUGUCAGUGGCCUCGGUUGAAUCCAAAGGCCAAGACGUGUGGUACAGACACUGCAUUCUCCGGAAAACAGAAAGAACUUGUGUCUGUUGAAUACAUGGCUUUGUGCAGGGGGCUGUUCUGUUAUCUACUACUGUGGUAGCUUUGUGUUUCUUUCCAUUUUGCUGAAGAAGGUGCUCAAGGGGAACAAUUGCACUGGAUGUGAAAGCAUGGUGUAAAAGGAAUUUGAAAUCCUUGAAACUGAUGAACCACUGAACCACAUCUGAAAAUACACCCAAGAGUUUAACCAGCAAAUCGAUAGUUGCACAGUUUGUAAUGUCCAAAGUGGACACGUUCAAGCUACGGUAGAUGAACAUACGCUUUGUCUAGUUGGUCGACACAAUAAGAAGAGACACAUUUUAAGGACCACAGUCCACGGGCCAGUUUUUGUGUGGGAGACUGGUGCUACCACUCACCCACAUGCUGAUGCUCAUCAACACAUGUAGACAAGCGUCCUCAUGCUACCUAUUCUCCCACUUAAAGGAAGCCAGGCACAGCGUUACAAGUGAGCAAUCUUUAGAGAUCAGUAGUCAUAUUUUCUAGAAACUAUGAGCUGCACAUCUCACAGUGCCUUUUAGAGACAUUUAUUUAUUAAGAUGUUUUCAGGGACAUAUAAUCAAGAAAAUGUUACUACAGAUGUGCAGUCUGUGAGGGGCGGGAGGAUCAUACAUGUACAUCAUUCAAGAGGUGUGGCUUAUUUUUAACCAGUGUUUUUAGAACAUGCCAUGGCAAUGUUUGUUUUUUUCUUUUUAUGUUUUGGAUUGAAUAAUAUGUUAUGGAGAUUUCUCUAGAGUAUUUAUGACAAUUUAGGCUUGGUAAUACACAUAGGCUGUAUCGUGUUGCCUUACUAUAGAAUAUAGAAAUACAUCAUUCCACUCUCGUCGAGAUCAUCUCGGUCAAAUGUCGGAGUUAAAAACAGAGCAGGCCAAAUGAACAUGUAGUUUAACUGGCAUCACUGGAGAUCUGAGUUUGUUAUUCACAGGAUGUGGAGAUUCAUCGGCCAUCUAUCAAUGAGAAAAUCUGCGUUACAUGACGUAAAAUGGACAAAUAGAAGGUCAUCUGUUUUAAAACAUGUAUAUUUAAAUCGUGGUGAACAAGACUGAGCCCACAGUUUAUGUUUCCGAUCAUGUCUGUUUUGCAACUGUUGAUGAACUCAUUGUGCUAUUCAUUUGGAACGGCCUUGCCUCUGCUAAUCAUCAUUUUGGUAGAAAUCUAUUCUAUAGCAAAUCCCCACUCUGAUGGAAAGAUGGCCUUCGAGAGAAACAAGAAUUUAGCGCAACAUUACAAUAAAGCUGCGUAAGAUCACACCAGCAGUACAUUAUUUUGUUCUGUAACAAUUAACUGAAAACUAUUCAGCACCUUAGACUUUGUGUAGCAUGCAACUUUAAAAUAACUGAAGGUAUAGGGGAAGAGCUCAUUGUGCUUCUCAGAUUGUGCUGUUGGACAGAAUAGAUGUGUAAAGUAAUGUAGGGAGAAUACUGUAAAAUGUUGUACAUGUCAUGACAAUGUCUUUACGAUGUGUUUGUUUUUUGCUCCGUGUGUAGAAUAGUGUGCUAUAGUCUAAAGCAGUAUUAUUCUAAAUAUAAUUUAAGCGAAACAAGUCAUGAAAGGUUUUAUGAUGUGUCACCUCUGCUUGAUACAAAAGGAGGUUCAGUCAGGUUCUCAGAGCUGCAGGGUUUUACUUUACAGACUGUUAAAGAAACACGGUGAGACGCGUAUGAUGACAUUCACAUUUUACUCCUGUGGCGUUCGGUAGAAGCCAUUGAUUGCAUUGCACUCAGCAUUUUUCUUCUUCUAAUUUAACAUCAGCCCAUCACACACUAGCUGCCUGCGCCAUAACGUCACUGUGCAACUUGACACAAGUGCAUUACAACCAAGGCUUCGAUUGUGUCUAUAAUGCCCACAGCAAAAUAAAAACAUAUACAAUAAAAAGGCUCAUUAAAACCUG